This is a messenger RNA of Eptesicus fuscus (big brown bat), 258 nucleotides long. RefSeq names its product acyl-CoA-binding protein-like. The transcript has a single exon. The record is from RefSeq and is a predicted model, not a curated record. Gene Ontology annotation, biological process: fatty acid metabolic process. The coding region runs from base 1 to 258 and encodes 85 amino acids. Gene Ontology annotation, cellular component: mitochondrion. Gene Ontology annotation, molecular function: fatty-acyl-CoA binding. NCBI's taxonomy places the organism in Eukaryota, Metazoa, Chordata, Mammalia, Chiroptera, Vespertilionidae.
AUGUCUCAGGCUGAGUUUGGCAAAGCUGCUAAGGAUGUUAAGCACCUCAAGACCCAGCCAGCAGACGAUGAGAUGCUGUUCAUCUACAGCCGCUACAAACACGCAACCGUGGGUGACAAAAAUACAAAACGGCCUGGGAUGUUGGACCUCAAAGGCACGGCCAAGUGGGAUGCCUGGAAUGAGCUGAAAGGGACGUCCAAGGAAGAUGCCACGAGAGCGUACAUCAACAAAGUAGAAGAACUAAAGAAAAAAUAUUAG